ACCUGCUGUUUGCUGAACAGAGUUGUUUUCUGAUUUACAUCCUGUGAGCAAAGAAGUCAACUCUACCCUCCCUCCUACCUCCUUCCUCUCUCCUCGCUGGCUGAUGAGAACCAGCCGUCAGCUGUAGAGACGCUGUGAGUUGAGUUCAUGUGUGCAGCUGUGAGGAGGCUCUGAGGCUCUGAGGAGAUGCUGCUGUGCUGCUGGAUCGCUGCUCUGCUGCUGCUGCUGCUGCCGGCUGCGAGUCGGACUGAGAGCGGAGACGGAGACGACGAGCCCACAAUCAGCUGCUCCUCUCACAUCAUGAGAACAGGAAGCAGUCUGAGCUGUAGACUGGUGGGAGGCAGGAACGACCACGGGGAUGAUGAAGAUGACCAGGGUGAAGAAGAUGACGACAUCAGGAACAUGACAGUGUGCUUCAUCGACUUCAGUCAGAAUGAAGCCAAAGUGUGUUUGAAGGCGUUCGGGGACAACGUGAGCUCCAUAAACCUGAACCCUGUGUGUCCUUUAACUGUGACCGUCCACCUGAAGAGAGGAGGCCAGAUUACAACAACCGUCAACCUGAUGAAGAUAGUUCAGCCCAGAAGUCCUCAGGUGAAGAACGUGACCUUCGAUCUGGACUCUCAUCAGGUCGUGAUCCGCCUUCAGACUCCGUACCUCAACGAAUACAUUAGAGUAGACAACCAGCUCUUCCAGCUGCACAUCUGGUGGAACGACAGCACGAUAACUCAAAACGUGUCAUCAGACACUCUGAAGAUCCACAUGGAGCACCUCCGAAAACACACCGAGUACCAGGUGGAAGCGAGAUCGAUCCCUGUGAACGGUCUGCAGGGUUCCUGGAGCAAGUGGAGCAAAGCGUCCACAUUCAUUACUCCGGCUGAAGAUGAAGAUGAAGAAGAAGAAGAUGAAGAUGAAGUCCAGAAACAGACGGAUGAAAGACGGGAGACAAACAAACUGAUUGUGUGUCUCAUCGUUUUGGUGGUGGUGCCUUCAAGUGUUGUUUUCUUCUGCAAAAACAAAAUAUUUACGUACAUGUGGCCGAGCAUCCCGCACCCCAAACACACACUGGUGCAGAUCUGCAAGACGAAUAAAGUGAGUCAUGUUUACAAUGUUUACUGAGGUAAUAAAUCAAGAGAGAAGUA
Molecule: messenger RNA, 1139 nt
Organism: Anarrhichthys ocellatus (wolf-eel)
Lineage: Eukaryota; Metazoa; Chordata; Actinopteri; Perciformes; Anarhichadidae
Gene: il7r
Product: interleukin 7 receptor
Exons: 7
Coding region: 187-1116 (309 amino acids)
Biological process (GO): cytokine-mediated signaling pathway; hemopoiesis; positive regulation of receptor signaling pathway via JAK-STAT
Cellular component (GO): external side of plasma membrane
Molecular function (GO): protein binding; cytokine receptor activity
Source: RefSeq, a predicted model, not a curated record